Drosophila suzukii is the source of this 4459-nucleotide messenger RNA. Lineage: Eukaryota; Metazoa; Arthropoda; Insecta; Diptera; Drosophilidae. The record is from RefSeq and is a predicted model, not a curated record.
UUCAACAGUUGGGUUUCCAGCUCGGCCGCGAAAAGUUGGAAAUUUCAGAGAAUCCAGGGAGCUGCUCAUAAAGUCCCAAAAAUCCAUUUUCGGAUCGAAAGUACUAAAAAUAUUACGAAAAAUAUUUUACAAAUGCCUUAAAUUUAUUUUGGGCAAGCAACAGUUAUAAUUUAAAGAAAAAAGAGAAGGCGGAGCUAAGUUUUUAUCGCGCGCGGUUGUGCGUCGCUUUUCGACUGCGAUUUUGCGAUUUACGAUUCGAGAUUAGCGAUUGUUGUUGCCGAUUCUGGGUUUAUUCGAAUUGAAUUUCAACCGUCGGGAAUUUUGCUAAACGCGAAAAUGCAACAGUUUUGAAAUAAGCCGAGCCCAAAGGACAGAAGCGGAAGGAAUAUUCCCCUUUCUCACGUGUUUGCUAUCGCCCUCUCUUUCGACGCGCGUGUGUUGGUGAAUGUGCGUUAUUAUUUUUUUAUCUCGCCGAUCAAUCGAGUAACACAACAAAAAUUCCAGAAGGGAAUAAUAUUUCGAGUGCCGUUUUUUUUUGUUGUACUACCAAAAUUAUUACAUUUUUUUAUCGUGUUCAAGUGUGCUGUUUUAUAUUUUGGAAAAUACAACAACCAACAGAGGGGAGAGGCAAAUAAGAAAGGAGAAAUAAGAAAAAAGAAAUUAAAAAAAAACCGGAUUCCCUACAGAAACAAAAACAACUAAAGAAGCAGCAUCAAAGAGAAGAAAAGGAAGAAGCAGCAGCACAGGCUUCAACUUCCAGUAUUUCCAAUCGUUGUAGUGUCUGCGCACACGCACUGGAAGCCCCGAAGAGAAGAGGAUCACUUUAGGCAGCUGCUCUCUCUCUCUCUGGAAAACUGGCGAAAAGGAGAAGAUCGCUACGGGGAGAAUCGACAAUAUAAUCGACGGCAUAUCAGGCACAUCAGCAGCAGAGGCAGCGGCAACAUACGUCGCUAAUUGCAAUUAAACGGGAGCCUGGGCCAUAUAUCCAAUGUCCACAAUUUAAAUGCACCACAUCGGACCAGCAAGCGCCACAGCAGCAACAUCAGACGGCCAGUUGGCCCAGAAUUCAUCCGCCUCCGUGGCACCUGGCGUCCAUCAGCGCCUCCGGCAGAACAAACGGAAAUCCCAGCCAUAAAAAGUAACCCACAGUCAUCAUGGCCCACUCCAAGGUGAUCCUGAAGAUCCUGUUUUCGCUGUGCGUCUGGUCCUUCGUCAUUAUCGGGCUGUUCAAGAUGCACGGCACGAAUCUGGUGCCGCAGGAGUACCAGCAGGUGCCCCUCAACGGACGCAUCCUGCUGCAGAAGGACAUGCGGUACGCAGAGACCACCUCCACGACCACGGAUCAUUUCGAUCCGAGCGAGAUACUGGUGGACAAUCGAACAGCCAUGGACGAUGACCAGCUGGUCCGCGACGUGGAGUCGCGCAUCCCCUCGCUGCCGAUCGCCUACUGGAGCAAGAACAAGAACUUCCUGCAGCAGAAGUCAUCCACCUGCGCCAAGUACCCAUCCAUUUUCGAGCUGGAGUUCAACAACAUCUACUGGCAGACGCUGCGAACCUCAAACGGCACGUUCCAGCUGUUCGGGGCCUACUACGACAUUCGGCGCACCUCGCUGCUGGGGCCCACUGUGCGGAUCCUCGGGAUGAUCGACCGGAUCGAGCCCAAGGUGAAGACCUACUGCCAGUUCUGGUUCGACGGCCAGAAGGAGCCGUUCAUCGUGAAGACGUUCGAGUACAAGUACAUCUGGUACAACAAGUGGGGCAACUACAAGCAGGGCAUUUACCAGCCGUACCUGAUCGCCUGCCAGAUCCCCAAGCCCUUCCACGGCGUGGUCCCCAGCUCUGUGUCGAUGGUGGAGAAGGAGUGCGACACGGCCACCAACAAUCUGCGGGUGAUCUACAACCGACCGCCCGACGACCAGAAGAAGGGAUUCGCCGUGUGUGUCAAGGGACUGGACUUCCUCUACGACGACCUGAGUGUGCGCCUGAUCGAGUGGAUCGAGAUGCUCAACAUCCUGGGGGCCGACAAGAUCUACUUCUAUAAUCUACAGGUCCACCCCAAUAUCACCAAGGUGCUCAACCACUACGAGCAGGAGGGCAAGGUGCAGGUGAUCCCGCUGACCCUGCCCGGCGGUCAGCCGAACGUACCCGGAUUCCAGCACCUCUACCUGACCAAGAAGACGAACCACAAGCGCCAGAACGAGGUGAUCCCGUACAACGACUGCCUGUACAAGAACCUCUACCUCUACGACUACAUCGCCCUGCUGGACAUCGACGAGGUGAUCAUGCCCAAGGGCGGAGCGGUCCUGUGGUCGGAGCUGAUGGACAAGGUGCGCCCGGAGUCGCGCAAGAUCAAGCCCGACGGCUUCCACAGCUACAACUUCCGCAACGUGUACUUCCUGGACGACCAGCAGCACGAGCACGGCUGGCACAAGGACAUCCCCAAGUACAUGCACAUGCUGCAGCACGUCCACCGGGCCAAGAACUAUACCAAGCCGAAUCAGUACGUCAAGUGCUUCCACGACCCGGAGCGCGUGCUCACCCUGCACAAUCACUUCCCGCUGAGCUGUUUGGGCGGGGUGUGCAAGUCCUAUCCGGUGGACACGCAGGACGCCCAGCUGCAACACUAUCGGGCGGACUGCGUCAAGACGCUGAAGAAGAGCUGCGAGGAGUACCGGGAGCACUCGGUGGAAGACAAGACCAUUUGGAAGUACAAGGAUGAGCUGAUCCGACGCACCAUCAAGGCGCUGGAUACCCUGGGCUUCUUUCGUCGCCAAGGCCUGAACUCCGGCUCGGGAUCGGGCAGCAGCAGCAGCGGCCUGGGCGGUGGAGCCACCACGCACUCCACGGAGCGGUGAUUCACACUCCUCGGGGGCGGAGGAGGCGGAUGGUCCUGGCCCUGGCAAUUGGUUGAAGCAUCCGGCGGCAGCCUCGGCAAUGAGGAGUUCUUUGUGUAAGGCGGUACAAGGAUGCCGUGAGUUCCUCACUCUGAAUCCGAAUCCAAAUCCGAGUCCGAAUCCGAACCCAGAACCCGUCCUUUAAUCCCUGAGUUUCUGUUGCGCGGAGAUAACUCGUAUCUGAGUUUAGUUAGUAUGCCCAUGUUUCCCAUUUAGAACCCAUAUGACAGAAGGCACUGUUUUUGAUUGAAUUUCGAUGGGAUUUUUAUUUGCGUACACCAAACCGUUGAUAAGAGCCACUCAAUUGAGUAUCACAUAUAAGUUAAUAAUGUUUUUAUGAAAUUUUUUAAUAUCUCCAGGGAUUGUGAAAUGAUUAACUUCUUAAGUUUUAGAGUUCCAUUUAAAUCAGGGACAGAAACAGGGUCUACUGGAGUAUGGCUAGUGUAUAGAAAAGGCGUUAGUUAGUCGCUGAAUUGGGAGAGAACACUUUUGAAAUUGUGCCUUCGAACCUGGAUUGUAGUGAGGCCCGUCCCGUCCCGUCCCUCCCUUAAAUCCCCUCCUUACAUCCCAAAAAUGUAUUUCCAUUCACAAAAACGAAAAAGACACAAGGUCACAACUUUUCAAAAAACGAGACCCACAAUAUUUGCUUGAGCUCACAACGGAAAGGAGAAACCGUAGCAAAGUGAAGGAAACCUAAACUAAGUUCAAGACUGAUGAUGUUUAUUAAGAAUUAUAAAAUCGAAAGAGGGAAUUUCAAGCGAAUUUUGUUUCACAUUUGGAUAGAAUCGAUAUUAUUGUUGUUGUAUAGGCAUGUAAUGGCCCCCUAAAAAAUCGCAAGCGAAAAAUAUCACUAAUGCUAAGCAAAAGAAAACUAAAACACACUAAAAACUAAAAAUACAAAGCAAAUUGAACAAGUUUGAGUUGUAAACUGUAAAUAGGAAAAUUGUUAACGAAAAAGAAAAAGACGAGGCCCUAAAGAUAAAGCUAACUAUAUGCGGAUUAGGCCGAUUAAAAUCGGAUAAACUAGCAGGAUAUUGAACAGGGGAAGACGAGAAUAAGAGAAGCUGCUCAACCCAAUCUUUUUAUGGUGUUUGACCCCAAUCGCCACCCAUUACCAUAUGUUUUUUAACUUGUACAUACACCUACACAUGCACCACACUCAAAGCAAGCACACAGAUACACCACGCACAUUUCCUUAUGUAUUCUAUUUUAUUUUAUUUUAUUUUAAUUUUUUUAUAGCAGCUUAGUCAAAUUGUUGUUGGAGUUGAGGAGAGUCGUGUACAGUUUGGGCAUUCUAUGCUCCCACUAAAACUAUUCGAUAGGUGUACGACUAUGCAUAAAAAACACAAAUACAUAUACAUAUACAAAUACAGAUACAGAUAUACAGUAUAGAUACAGAUACAUACUUCAGUGUAUUAAUGUUAGUUACUAGCUGAUAAGGACAACCCGUGUGAAGGAAACCCAAUUUUCUUUGCUCGUUUUUUUUUGCGUAGCUAAUAAACCACAAUUGAUAUGAGAACAAAGUGAUUAAAGAAUAAAAUUUACAAAAAAAUAUUAAAAAUUAA